ACCAAUAGCUGGAAAGAGUGCCUCACGCAACUGCGUCAUUAGAGUACGCGACCCUCCGAUUGGUCGGAAGAUACCACUAUGUUAGUAGACACAGGGGGAGUGGUUUCCUCAGUUGUCAAAGGUGAAGCGGUGCGGAAGUUAUUUUGUUAGCAUGAAGGGACAGACAACCUUAGCAAUGAAAGUUCUGAUACAUGCACUUUCUUCUAAUAAAGCGCCCGAGUAAAGCGGGGGGUUGUGGGUAACCCGCAGCGGGAUGCUCGGUCCUGGGCCGGCCGGGGCUGUUGUGUCCCUGAAACUCACCAGCACUAAGGACACUUUUAUGCGUCUGACACCUGAGGUGAUCGCACAACUGCGCCUGGAACAGAAUCAUGCAGUGGAGGUGUCAUGGAGUGAGCAGAUGCCGGUGUAUCUUUGUUGGAUGGAGAGUCGGAGUGGCACUUGCUUGGGUACAAAUGUGGCUGAACUGAACAGACAGUUUGCUGAGAAGCUCGGCUUUUCACAUGGGCAGCAGGUCUUCCUCAAGCAGUGCACUAAUGUUAUUUCUUGUACUGAGGUCACAGUUGAGCCCCUGUCUGCUGAUGACUGGGACAUACUGGAACUUCAUGCUUCAGCCCUUGAAUCCCGUAUUUUGGAUCAAAUUCGAAUAGUUUAUCCUAAGGCUAUAUUCCCAGUAUGGGUUGACCAGCAUACUUGCAUUUACCUUCAGAUUGGUGCACUGACCCCACUGUCUAGUUAUGGCAGACUGGAACCACUUACAGAACUUGUAGUUGCUCCUAAACUACGAGACUUAGAGGCUGUUUCCUCAGCACUUGUACCCCCAGGACCUGAGGAUUUGGAUAUUGAAUCCAGCCAUGUAAAAAGUGAUCAUAAACAGAGCGAAAGUACAGACAGUCGAAGGCAAUCAACUGAAGGAGGAAGUGAAACUAUUGAACCAGAUCAUUCAGAAGGUUUAUCCAGUAGCAAAAGUAUAUGGGACUCAGUAGGAAAUUUUCUUUUACGAUCUCUUUGGAGGAAACCAACCCUUUCUGCAAGCAGCAGUGAAACAGAACUUAUGGAGAAAUCUUUGGUUAAGAAAGUUGAGUUAGAAGCUGUAUUUAGGGUAUCCAAUCACAUCCCUCACAUUGUUAAAAACAGCCAGGAAUAUACUGACAGUGUGAAUGAUAACUGUGUUCAUGUUUUCUCAUGGUACCCUGAGCCUCCUGGUUUAGUAAAUGACAUUGUAGUAACAUAUGGAACCAUUCAGGAACUUUUAUCCCCAAAAAGAAGGAAGGAAAGUACCAGAAAAAACACAGAUCCGUCAGGAAAAAAAAUGGACGGUGUUGCUCUGGGAAACCCAAAACAGAGGAAUGCUGACAACAAAGGACCCAGUGCAACAGUGAAAAUAGCAUGGCAUGGCUUUGACGGUCUUAAAGAUAUCAUUGAGUAUGAUAUCAGGAAUGGAAACACACACGUUGGAAAAGUCUGGGUCCCAUCUCGAUUGAGAAAGAAGCUCAAUAUGAAUGUCUCCUCAGCUGUAAGAAUACAUUCACGUGAUUGCAUUCUCAGACUCCCAGCAUCGCUCACACUACAGCCAACACAAUCUUUGGAUAGAAACAUACAUAAGGACGAUAUCAAAUCUGCAUUUACUACUUGGUUGCUGUCUUCUAGCACUUUACAGAUGCCUUGGAUUGCAGGGAAAACUGGUUAUAUACAGAUUUCAUUAAAAGAUGAGGUAUCAGAAUUCUUUAUUGUUGUGGAUAAAACAGACUUGCAAUCAAGCCAAGAUGAUUUUUAUAUGUUAUGCCCAAGCGUUUUGGAGAAAACUACAAUUCAUGUGAAUUCUGAGCUGGCACCCACAGAAGAACCUCAAACACACCUACAUACAGAUCAAAAUCUUCUUUACUUGAAACUGCAAAAUUUAGGAGGGGGGAGUAAACUGGGGAAGUCUUGCUAUGAUCAUGUCGUUUGUUGUCUCAUGGGAAGUCCACUAUCCAGACAGCUGGUUGCAUCUGCUUCUGGACUUCGAAGUGGAGGAGUGCUUCUUUUUGGACCAAAGGGAAGCGGAAAAUCAACUCUAGCAAAAGCCUUAUUGAAAGAAGCAUCUGAGAAACUGGAAUCACAUGUAGAAGAAAUUGAUUGUAAACUGUUAAAAGGGAAAACCUUUGAAAAUAUACUUCAAACACUAGAAGAAGCAUUUGAAGAAGCAGCCUGGAGGCAGCCCUCAAUUAUACUUUUAGAUGACCUGGAUCAGAUUACCGGUGCUGUUUCUACACCAGAAAUGGAGCAGAGUUCUGAAGCAUCUCAAAGCAAACAACUUGCAUAUGUUUUGAAAGACUUAAUGAAGAAAAUCAUUUCCAUGGACACUCUGGUUUCUGUAAUAGCUACAUGUCAGUCUGAACAUUCUUUGAAUCCUGUGCUAAUUUCUGAGCAAGGGACACAUCUUUUCCAGUGUGUUAAAGCCAUCCCACCACCAACACAGGAAGAGAGAUCUGAAAUGUUAUGCUGUGUAAUGGAGAACAGGCUAAGUACUGAUGCUGCUAGUUACAGAGACCUUGACUUCCAGUAUCUUGCAAGAGAAACAGAGGGCUUUGUAGCAAGAGACUUUACCAUCAUUGUUGAACGCGCCAUAGAGUCUAGUGUGUCAACCCGACGGAUUUUCAGGAAACAAGAUUUGGCUUUGUCAAUGACUGACUUCCAAAAAGCUCUGAAAGGUUUUACUCCAUUGUCCCUAAGAAAUGCUCAGCUACAUAAACCAAAGAAGCAGGGCUGGAACAUGGUGGGAGGUUUACAUGAUGUUCGUCAGGUUCUUAAGGACACCGUUGAGUUACCAGCCAAGUAUCCUGAGCUAUUUGCAAACCUUCCCAUACGCCACAGAUCUGGUGUUUUGCUGUACGGUGCACCUGGCACAGGGAAGACGCUGCUGGCUGGUGUUAUUGCACAUGAAAGUAGAAUGAAUUUCAUCAGUAUUAAGGGUCCAGAGCUUCUCAGUAAAUACAUUGGGGCAAGUGAACAAGCUGUGCGGGAUGUCUUUACCAGAGCCCAGGCCGCUAAGCCUUGCAUUCUAUUCUUCGAUGAGUUUGAUUCCAUUGCUCCUCGGAGAGGCCACGAUAACACUGGUGUAACUGACAGAGUGGUCAACCAGAUGCUGACACAACUUGAUGGUGUGGAAGGAUUACAAGGCGUAUAUGUUUUGGCCGCCACUAGCCGCCCGGACUUGAUUGAUCCUGCUCUGCUCAGACCUGGACGAUUGGAUGAGUGCCUUUAUUGCCCCCCGCCAGACCAGGCCUCGCGAUUGGAAAUCUUAAAAGGCCUCAGCCAUUCCAUGCUUUUAGAUGAAAAUGUGGACUUGAAGCUUAUUGCCUCUCUGACGGAUCAUUUCACUGGAGCGGAUCUCAAAGCCUUGCUGUAUAAUGCUCAGCUGGAGGCGAUACACACUAACCUGUCAGCAACCCUUCCUCAGGAUAACAAUUCUGGAUCUGACAGUGAUAUGAGCUUGUCUUCCAUAAUAUUCCUGAACCACAGCAGCGCUUCUGAUGACUCGGGUGGAGAUCAAGACAGUGUUCUAGACCAGUCUUUACCUUCCUUGGAUAUGAUAAAGCUUCCCACCGAAGACAUUCAUUCCAGCAUGUGGCGCCUUUACUUUGGAAGUUCAUAUGAUUCAGACCUUGGAAACUGCAGUUCAGAACAGACUUCCCAGAGCUUAUCUGGAAGCAAUUCCAUUACACAUGAGUUUAUUGGCCCGUCUAUAGGAGAAUUAGUGCCUUCACAACCUCUAGUGUUUAUAAGCAGCUCACCAGAAGAUCACCAACAACACAGUCAGGAACAGUAUCAGAAACUAGAUGAUGAGAUCAGUGUACCCAAGGCCAACUGCAUGAAUGUGGUCUAUGAUUCUCACAGCCAAAGGGAGUCCAAGAAGAGUCUUCUGAUAAAACAGCAUCACCUUAUGAAUGCGCUUGCCAGCACAAGGCCAUCUGUAAGCCAAGAGGACUGGAAGUUUUUUAACCAUCUUUAUGAAAACUUUCAAAACCCAAAGCAAUCGAACAGGGAAACUUGGAGAAGUGGACAAAAAGUGACCCUUGCCUAGCAACCAUUCUGCUGACUCCUGCAAAUUGUAUUUAAUCAACACAACUAAUAGGGUUAUUUGUAAUUAAAUGCUUUAUUUUUUA
Molecule: messenger RNA, 4145 nt
Organism: Xenopus laevis (African clawed frog)
Lineage: Eukaryota; Metazoa; Chordata; Amphibia; Anura; Pipidae
Gene: pex1.L
Product: peroxisomal biogenesis factor 1 L homeolog
Exons: 23
Coding region: 254-4063 (1269 amino acids)
Biological process (GO): peroxisome organization; protein import into peroxisome matrix
Cellular component (GO): peroxisome; peroxisomal membrane; cytosol
Molecular function (GO): ATP binding; ATP hydrolysis activity
Source: RefSeq, a predicted model, not a curated record